AUGGCUUCCCAGUUUCAUCAGCUUCGGAUCCUGGUGUGGAAAAACUGGCUAGGUGUCAAGAGACAGCCGCUUUGGACACUGGUCUUGAUCUUGUGGCCAGUCAUCAUUUUCAUAAUUUUGGCUAUUACCCGGACCAAGUUUCCCCCACUAGCAAAACCAACUUGUUACCUCGCACCCCGAAACCUUCCGAGUGCUGGAUUCUUCCCGUUCCUCCAAACCCUCCUCUGUGACACAGACUCUAAGUGCAAAGACACACCUUAUGGGCCAAGAGAUCUUCUGCGCAGGAAGGGGAUUAACGAAUCACUAUUUAAAGACAGUGAAAUUCCAGAAAAGUCAUCCAAGCUGGAGAAGGGCAGUAAUUUAUCACUCCACAGCACCCAAGUUCCAGAAGGAAGUCACACAUCACUGGCCACCAUACCUCCCAGUCUACAUACUGACUUGGAAAGCACAGGCAUAGAGACUUUCAAUGGCAGUGAUGUGCUUGCACGAAUCCUGGUUUUGGAAAAGUUGUUGAAGCAAAAUUCAACAUCAGAAGAAAUACGAAGAAAGCUGUGUGAGAACUACCCAGGAUACACUGCAUAUUAUCCCUUCUCUUGGGUCACUAUAGGAAAAAAUAUUUUAAAUAAAUUUUGCCUUUCCAACAUGACCCUUCUAGAGUCCUUUCUCCAAGAACUAAAAUAUCAGGUCACUCAGAUGUCGAGUGACCCCCACAAUCAGAAGCUGGUAUUUCAGGAACUGGCGAAUGUCCUGUCCUUCUGCACCCAAGUGCAGGAGCAAAGGGCUGUGUGGCAGCUCCUCUCCAGCCUUCCUGAGGUGUUCCAGAACUCCACAUCGCUGGGCAACUCAUUUGAUGUUCUUCGAAAGGCAGACAGGGUACUGCUGCUGGUGCAGAAGAUUUAUCCACGAGUUCAAGCUAGCAAGGGUUUCAGCAGCCUCCAGACGUCUGUUCAACACCUGCUGAACACCCUGGACUUCCCAGCUCACGAUGUCAUUCCUGUAGGUGAUAAUGCAACACACGUGUGGAGUGAGGAUGACAGACGGAUACUGUCCCCAAGCAGCCUGGCUGCACAGCUUCUGAUCCUGGAGAACUUUGAAGAUGCCAUCUUAAACAUGUCAUCCAACAGCCCUUAUGUUCCUUACUUGACAUGCAUAAGAAAUAUGACUGAUGACUUGGCCAGGGGACCACAAGAAAAUCUCAGACUUCUUCAGUCCACAAUUCGCUUCAAAAAAUCUUUUCUUCGAAAUGGUUCCUCUGAGGACUACUUCCCUUCAUUUCCUGAAGUCCUGAAAUCAAAAUUGUCUCAGCUUCGAAACCUGACAGAACUCCUCUGCAAGUCAGAAACUUUUGGUUCCAUAGAGCAGGGGUGCCAGCUACCUAGCAACAGCUUUGUGAGCCUGUGUGAAGACCACACCUUCCAUGUGCAGCUUCUUGAAGCAGCCGAGCUGGGCACUGACAUUGUGGCCAGCUUGUUAUACCAUGACAACAUCAUAUCUGAAAAUCUGAGGGGUUUGCUGACUGGAGAUCCCAGCAAAAUGAACCUAAAUAUGGACUGGCUCCUGGAACAGAUGUUGCAAAUGAAUUCCUUGGAAAAUAUCACACGGAUAAUACCGACCGUGGAGGCCAUGCUGCAUGUUAAUGACAGUGCAGGCACUUCAGAUCACCCAGGUCAACUAAUGGAAAUGUUUAAAAACGUUGAAGCCCUGAAGGAAGAAUUGCGGGGAACUACAGGGAUGUCUAACACAAGCAUCGACAAGUUGCUAGCCCUCCCUAUUCCCGAGGACAGAGCUGAGAUUAUUUCUCAGAUAUUCUGGAUGUAUUCGUGUGAUGGCAAUAUCACUAAUGCAGAGCUGGAAGAUGUAAUGAAGAAAUUCUGUAGCCUCUCUCUUCCAGAGAGAUCCCACCAGUCUUACCUCAUUGGGCUCACUCUUUUGCACUACUUGGACAUUUACAACUUCACGUACAAGGUGUUUUUCCCUAGCAAAGAUCAAAAGCCAGUAGAAAAGAUGAUGGAACUCUUCCUAAGGCUGAAAGAGAUUCUCAAUCAGCUGGCUUCCGGCACACAUCCGCUGCUAGACAAAAUGAGAUCCCUGAGACAAAUGCAUCUGCCCAGAAGUGUUCCAUUAACACAGGCAAUGUACAAAACCAACCGCAUCAACACGCCCGUGGGCUCAUUCAGCACCAUCUCGCAAGCCCUGUGCUCCCAAGGGAUUACUACAGACUACCUAACUGCCAUGCUGCCCUCGUCCCACAAGUCCAAAGGCAACCACACCAAAGAUUUUUUAACUCACAAAUUAACUAAAAAGCAAAUUGCUGAAAAAUAUGGAAUUCCCUUAUAUGCCACACCGUUUUGCUUCUCCCUUUAUAAGGACAUUAUUAACAUGCCUGCUGGACCUGUAAUUUGGGCUUUCUUGAAACCAAUGUUGUUGGGAAAGAUUUUAUAUGCACCAUAUAACCCAGUUACACAGGCCAUUAUGGAAAAGUCCAAUGUAACUCUGAGGCAGCUGGCAGAAUUAAGAGAAAAAUCUCAAGAAUGGAUAGAUAAGUCACCAAUUUUCAUGAAUUCCUUUCAUCUGCUGAACCAGACAAUCCCCAUGCUCCAGAAUACUCUAAGAAACCCCUUUGUGCAAGUGUUUGUGAAAUUCUCCGUGGGACUCGAUGCUGUUGAGCUCCUCAAACAGAUAGAUGACCUGGACAUUCUGAGGCUGAAACUGGAGAACAACAUUGACAUCAUUGACCAGCUUAACACACUAUCUUCCCUGACGGUGAACAUUUCCUCGUGUGUAUUAUAUGACCGUAUACAGGCCGCAGACACCAUAGAUGAAAUGGAGAUCGAGGCUGAAAGGCUCUACAAAAGCAAUGAGCUCUUUGGAAGUGUUAUUUUUAAGCUUCCGUCUAACAGAAGCCAGCACCGAGGCUACGACUCUGAAAAUGUCUUUCUGCCUCCUGUUGUAAAGUACACCAUCCGCAUGAGUCUGAAGACCGCCCAGACUACCAAAAGCCUAAGAACCAAGAUUUGGGCUCCAGGACCCCACAAUUCUCCGUCACACAACCAGAUCUACAGCAGGGCUUUCAUCUACUUACAGGACAGCAUUGAAAGAGCAAUCAUUGAGUUGCAAACAGGAAGGAACUCCCAGGAAGUUGCUGUCCAGGUUCAAGCUGUUCCUUAUCCCUGCUUCAUGAAGGACAACUUUCUAACCAGUGUUUCCUACUCUCUUCCAAUUGUGCUCAUGGUUGCCUGGGUUGUAUUUAUAGCAGCUUUUGUGAAAAAGCUUGUUUAUGAGAAAGAUCUCCGGCUUCAUGAGUACAUGAAGAUGAUGGGCGUGAACUCCUGCAGCCACUUCUUUGCCUGGCUAAUAGAGAGUGUUGGAUUUCUGCUGGUGACCAUUACAUUCCUCAUCUUUAUACUCAAGUUUGGCAAUAUUCUUCCAAAAACAGACGGCUUCAUUUUAUUCCUAUACUUUUCGGACUACAGCUUCUCAGUUAUUGCCAUGAGCUACCUUAUCAGUGUCUUUUUCAACAACACCAACAUCGCAGCCCUGAUCGGAAGCCUCAUCUAUGUCAUUGCCUUUUUCCCAUUCAUUGUUCUGGUUACAGUUGAGGAUGAGCUGAGCUACGUCGUGAAAGUUUUCAUGAGCCUUCUGUCCCCAACAGCCUUCAGUUAUGCAAGCCAAUAUAUUGCACGAUAUGAGGAACAAGGCAUCGGUCUUCAGUGGGAAAAUAUGUACAAAUCUCCAGUCCAGGAUGAUACUACCUCGUUUGGCUGGUUGUGUUGUUUUAUCCUAGCUGAUUCCUUCAUUUAUUUCCUUAUUGCUUGGUAUGUCAGGAAUGUUUUCCCAGGGACAUAUGGUAUGGCAGCCCCAUGGUAUUUUCCAAUUCUUCCUUCCUACUGGAAAGAGCGAUUCGGGUGUGCAGAGGUGAAACAUGAGAAAGACAACGGCCUCAUGUUUACCAACAUCAUGAUGCAGAACACCAACCCCACUGCCAGCAAGACAAGUCCUGAAUAUAUGUUUCCCUCCAACAUUGAGCCUGAACCUAAAGACCUCCCCAUUGGAGUUGCCCUGCAUGGAGUCACCAAGAUGUAUGGCUCAAAAGUUGCUGUUGAUAACGUCAAUCUGAACUUCUAUGAAGGGCACAUUACUUCAUUGCUAGGGCCCAAUGGCGCUGGGAAAACUACAACCAUCUCCAUGCUGACUGGGCUGUUUGGUACCUCAGCAGGUACCAUUUUUGUGUAUGGAAAAGACAUCAAAACAGACCUGAACACUGUUCGAAAGAACAUGGGUGUCUGCAUGCAGCAUGACGUCUUGUUCAGUUACCUUACUACUAAGGAACACCUGCUUUUAUAUGGCUCCAUCAAAGUUCCUAGCUGGACCAAAAAGCAGCUCCACGAGGAGGUCAAAAGGACUUUAAAAGAUACUGGACUGUAUAGCCAUCGCCAUAAAAGAGUUGGAACAUUGUCGGGAGGAAUGAAGAGGAAGCUGUCUAUAUCCAUAGCUCUCAUCGGUGGAUCCAGGGUAGUAAUCUUGGAUGAGCCGUCCACUGGAGUUGACCCUUGUUCUCGUCGCAGUAUAUGGGAUGUUAUAUCCAAGAACAAAACUGCCAGAACAAUCAUUCUGUCAACACACCACUUGGAUGAAGCAGAAGUGCUGAGUGACCGCAUCGCCUUCCUGGAGCAGGGUGGGCUCCGGUGCUGUGGGUCACCGUUUUACCUCAAGGAAGCUUUUGGGGACGGGUACCACCUCACACUCACCAAGAAAAAGAGUCCAAAUCUGGACAUGAAUGCCAUAUGUGACACGGUGGCUGUGACAGCAAUGAUCCAAUCACACCUUCCCGAAGCCUACCUCAAGGAGGACAUUGGAGGAGAGCUCGUGUAUGUGCUACCCCCCUUUAACACCAAAGUAGCAGGAGCCUACCUGUCACUCCUGAGAGCGCUGGACCGGGGCAUGGGCAAGCUCAACAUUGGAUGCUACGGCAUUUCAGACACAACGGUUGAAGAGGUCUUCCUGAACUUGACAAAAGAACCACAGAAAAGUAGCAAUAUGAGCCUUGAGCACUUAACGCAAAGGAAGACUGGGAAUUCCAGUAGCAAUGGCACCUCGACUCCUGAUGAUCUGUCAGUGAGCAGCAGCAACUUCACCGACAGAGAUGACAAAGUCCUGACAAGUGGAGAGAAGCUGGAUGGCUUUGGUUUGCUGCUGAAGAAGAUCAUGGCUAUUCUUAUCAAGAGGUUCCAUCACACCCGCCGGAACUGGAAAGGUCUCAUCGCUCAGGUCAUCCUCCCGAUUGUCUUUGUAGCCACCGCCAUGGGCCUUGGAACACUGAGAGAUUCAAGCAACAGUUAUCCCGAGAUCCGGAUCUCCCCAUCACUUUAUGGGACCUCUGAGCAGACAGCCUUCUACUCGAAUUCUGACCCCAACACAAAUCCCCUGGUCUCAGCUCUAUGGAACUUUCCUGGCAUUGACAACGUGUGUCUGAAUACAAGUGAUUCGCAGUGUUUAAAACAAAACGGUUUGGGAAAAUGGAAUACAAGUGGAGAACCUAUCAAUAAUUUUGGUGUUUGCUCCUGCUCAGAAAAUGUCCAGGAAUGUCCUAAAUUUAACUAUUCUCCACCUCAUAGAAGAACUUACUCUUCUCAAGUAAUUUAUAACCUCAGUGGACACCACAUUGAAAAUUAUCUUAUAUCAACUGCAAAUCGUUUUGUUCAAAAAAGAUAUGGAGGUUGGAGUUUUGGGCUGCAUUUGACUAAUGACCUUCGUUUUGAUAUAACAGCAGUUCCUGCCAAUAGAACACUUGCUAAGGUGUGGUAUGAUCCGGAAGGCUAUCACUCCCUUCCAGCUUACCUCAACAGCCUGAACAAUUUCCUUCUGCGAGUUAACAUGUCAAAACACGAUGCUGCCCGGCAUGGGAUCAUCAUGUAUAGCCAUCCUUACCCCGGCGUGCAAGACCAGGAACAAGCCACAAUCAGCAGUCUAAUCGACAUUUUAGUGGCACUGUCCAUCCUGAUGGGCUAUUCCGUCACCACUGCCAGCUUUGUCACCUAUGUUGUCAGGGAACAUCAGACCAAGGCCAAGCAGCUGCAGCACAUUUCAGGAAUCGGUGUGACAUGCUACUGGGUGACCAAUUUCAUUUAUGACAUGGUCUUCUACUUGGUCCCGGUCUCCUUCUCCAUUGGUGUCAUUGCAAUUUUCAAGUUACCUGCCUUCUAUAGUGGAAACAAUCUAGGGGCUGUAUCUCUGCUACUUUUGCUGUUUGGCUAUGCAACAUUUUCUUGGAUGUACUUGCUGGCUGGUCUCUUCCAUGAAACAGGAAUGGCCUUCAUCACAUAUGUCUGCGUCAACCUGUUUUUUGGCAUCAAUUCCAUUGUUUCCCUGUCGGUGGUAUACUUUCUGUCCAAGGAAAAGCCCAAUGACCCGACUUUAGAACUUAUUUCUGAAACCCUCAAGCGAAUUUUCCUGAUAUUCCCUCAGUUUUGUUUUGGCUAUGGUUUGAUUGAACUGUCUCAGCAACAGGCAGUCCUGGACUUCUUAAAAGCAUAUGGCGUAGAUUAUCCAAGUGAAACUUUUGAAAUGGACAAGCUAGGUGCAAUGUUCGUGGCUUUGGUUUCUCAAGGCACCAUGUUUUUCAUACUGCGACUUUUGAUCAAUGAGUGGUUAAUAAAGAAGUUCAGACUGUUCUUCAGAAAAUUCAUUUCGUCACCUAUAAUGGAGACAAGAGAUGAAGAUGAAGAUGUGCGGGCUGAGAGGUUAAGAGUUGAGAGUGGUGCAGCCGAGUUUGACCUGGUCCAACUCCAUCAUCUCACAAAGACCUACCAACUCAUCCACAAAAAGAUUAUAGCUGUCAACAACAUCAGCCUUGGGAUACCGGCUGGAGAGUGCUUUGGCCUUCUUGGGGUAAACGGAGCCGGGAAGACCACAAUAUUCAAGAUGCUGACUGGAGACAUCAUUCCAUCCAGUGGAAACAUUCUGAUCCGAAAUAAAACUGGAUCCCUGGGUCAUGUGGAUUCUCACAGCUCAUUGGUAGGCUACUGCCCUCAGGAGGACGCUUUAGAUGACCUGGUGACUGUGGAAGAGCAUUUGUACUUCUAUGCAAGAGUGCACGGGAUUCCAGAGAAAGAUAUUAAAGAAACUGUUCAUAAACUCCUCAGGAGACUUCACUUGAUGCCCUACAAGGACAGAGCCACCUCCAUGUGCAGCUAUGGCACAAAGAGAAAGCUGUCCACUGCCCUGGCCUUGAUAGGGAAGCCAUCUAUCCUCCUGCUGGAUGAACCAAGCUCUGGAAUGGAUCCUAAGUCAAAGAGACAUCUCUGGAAGAUCAUCUCAGAAGAAGUUCAGAACAAAUGUUCUGUCAUACUCACAUCCCACAGCAUGGAAGAAUGUGAAGCCCUCUGUACCAGGCUAGCCAUUAUGGUGAAUGGAAAGUUCCAGUGCAUUGGAUCUUUGCAACACAUAAAGAGCAGGUUUGGACGUGGAUUUACUGUCAAGGUUCACUUGAAAAAUAACAAAGUGAGCAUGGAGACCCUCACAAGAUUCAUGCAGUUGCACUUUCCAAAAACAUACUUAAAAGAUCAGCACCUUAGCAUGCUGGAGUAUCAUGUACCCGUCACAGCAGGAGGAGUAGCAAACAUUUUUGAUUUGCUAGAAACCAACAAGACUGCUUUAAAUAUCACAAAUUUCCUUGUGAGUCAGACCACUCUAGAAGAGGUUUUCAUCAACUUUGCUAAAGACCAAAAAUCCUAUGAAAAUGCUGAUACCAGUAGCCAAGGGUCCACCAUCAGCAUAGACUCACAGGAUGACCGGAUAGAAUCUUAGCACCUGCAGCAAGUUCAAGUUCAGCCAAUGAUGUUGAAGAAGACACAGCUUCCUAACACCUCUUCAUCUUCAAGGGUUGUACUGUAUGACGGCUACCCCUGCGUUCGACUUCCAUGUUGUUGUAACGGACGCCAGCGAAUGCCACUGCUACCAAGAUGGGUCCCGUGUGUUCGGCACUGUGAGCAUGCUGUGUACACUGGUGAUUCCUAGGCCAAAGGCGAAACCACCUCACGAUGCAUGUCUUAAUUUAUUACUUUCAAUAAAAAGACCAAAUAAAAGGCAUGGAUAUUAGUAGUUGAAAAGUAAGAUCAGAGAAGAAAAGUAAGGUGGCUUGGGGGAAAUAGGAUGGGUGGGUGAUGAACCAAAAUAACUUAUUUUUAGAAAAUAAUAUGAAUACAUGAACUACUGGGAUAUGUAGAGUUCUGUGGUCUGGACUAACAAUGACAGGAGAGAGUGGGGACAAUGUGUUCAGGGGCGUGCAUGUCAUUUUAAGUACCUAUGAGUACACAGGGACAUCACUGAACCCUUUAAAAGUCCCUUUCUAUAAGAAUGCAGUAGAGAGUGAAGUUUACCCUGGUGGUAAACAGAAUUUGGACUUCUUUCUGCCAUACCUGGCGAAUAUUAAGGCACAGGAAGAAGCAAAAAGUGUCUUGGUCGUCAGGGGGAAGUGGAUGUGUCAG
Messenger RNA from Jaculus jaculus (lesser Egyptian jerboa), 8486 nucleotides. It is a transcript of the gene Abca12, whose product is annotated as ATP binding cassette subfamily A member 12. The coding region runs from base 1 to 7806 and encodes 2601 amino acids. Gene Ontology annotation, molecular function: ATP hydrolysis activity; ABC-type transporter activity; lipid carrier activity. The transcript is spliced from 53 exons. Gene Ontology annotation, cellular component: membrane; intracellular membrane-bounded organelle. The record is from RefSeq and is a predicted model, not a curated record. NCBI's taxonomy places the organism in Eukaryota, Metazoa, Chordata, Mammalia, Rodentia, Dipodidae. Gene Ontology annotation, biological process: lipid transport; transmembrane transport.